AUGUCUGUCUAUCUCGUCACCCAGGCCACUGGUCAGCAAAGCCAAUGGGUCAUCAAGCACCUCCUCGAAGCUGGCCACCAGAUCCAUGCUGUCGUCCGCAAUAUCGAAAAGAUCCCAACCCUGCUUAACGACCCAAGCAUUGCUCUCUUCCAAGGAGAAAGCAAGAACCUCAAAGAUAUCUUCAAAGCUGCUCAGGGCUGUCAAGGCGCUUUUCUCAACACCGUUUCCUUCCCUGGCUUGGAGGUCCUUCAGGCCAAAACGAUCGUCAAAGCUUGCGAGAAAGCUGGCGUCAAGAACCUCAUCGCCGCUACCUCCAUUUGUACAAACCGAAAAGACUUAUGGGAUAACAGAGGUGCCAAAGCUAUCCCUCAUCUCCAUGAGUACUACACUUCUAAAUAUGAGGUCGAGAAUAUUGUUCGCACAGGAAAGUUCGAAUCAUACACUAUUCUCCGACCUGCACUUAUCCACUACGAUUUCUUUAUUCCAGGCGCCUAUAACAAUUUUCCCCGUCUCCCAUCAGAUGGCGAGAUCGACGAUCUUCUCACUGGUGGUGCCAAAUUCCCUUACACUGAUGCUCACGACGUGGGGAUGUACGCUGCUGCAGUCCUUCAGGAUCCUACCAGAUUCCGAGGCCAAGAAAUUGACCUUGGGAAUGAACUGUUCGACUUUGAGAAGAUCCGCGAUAUCCUGGUCAAGGUCAGCGGUAGAGAAGUCAGGGUUGUGAAGCGUACUCCUGAUGACGUGGAGAAGUUGGGUAUUGCUGUUCAUGGUCACAUGUUUCAGCAUUUUGCCAACCUGAAGCCUUUUGGCUUUAUUGAAGGAGGGGCCAGAGAAUUCCAGAAAAGGUUUGGUAUUCCCUUCACUCCACUUGAAGACGCGUUGCAAAGGGACAUGGUUAGGCUCAUGGAGUGUAUUCCAGCCAAGAAGGAGGUAUAA
Messenger RNA from Fusarium fujikuroi IMI 58289, 936 nucleotides. RefSeq lists its product as uncharacterized. The coding region runs from base 1 to 936 and encodes 311 amino acids. The transcript has a single exon. NCBI's taxonomy places the organism in Eukaryota, Fungi, Ascomycota, Sordariomycetes, Hypocreales, Nectriaceae. The record is from RefSeq and is a predicted model, not a curated record.